GCCGGUGGGUGGGCGUGGCGGGGGCGCGGCCGGGCCAGCGGAACAGAACGGAACGGAACGGAACGGAACGGAACGGGCGGCGGGCGCAGCCAUGUCCUUCUGCUCCUUCCUGGGGGGAGAGGUGUUCAAGGACCACUUCCAGCCGGGUAUUUACGUGUGUGCCAAGUGUGGCCAUGAGCUGUUCUCCAGCCGGGCCAAGUACGAGCACUCGUCGCCGUGGCCAGCCUUCACCGAGACCCUGCGGGGGGACAGCGUGGCCAAGCGCGAGGAGCGCCCGGGGGCGCUGAAGGUGACGUGUGGCAAGUGUGGCAACGGGCUGGGCCACGAGUUCCUCAACGAUGGCCCCAAGCGGGGCCAGUCCCGCUUCUGAAUAUUCAGCAGCUCGCUGAAGUUCGUCCCGAAAGGUAAAGCUGACCUGAAGGAGAAAUAAGUGAGCUGCUGCACCUGCCACUGCCCUGGGCUAAUCCUGCCUGCACUCUUGGGAUGCACUGACCUGCCAAGGGGACCCACAGCACGAGCAACCCCAAGGAAGCUCCUGGUCCAAGUUUGCCCCUGAUUUCCUGGUCACGGUUUCCCCUUGAUUUCCCUGUCAGGGUUUGAUUCCCUGAUUUCCCUGUCAGGGUUUUAUUCCCUGAUUUCCCUGUCAGAAUUCCCCUGUUUUCCUGUUGCAGUUCCCCUUGAUUUCUGUCACGGUUCCCCCCUGAUUUCCCUGUCACAGUUCUCUCCUGAUUUCCCUGUCACGGUUCCCCCUGAUUUCUCUGUCACGGUUCCUCCCUGGUUUCUCUCUAACGGUUCUCUCCUGGUUUCUCUGUCACAGUUCCUCCCUGGUUUCCCUGUCAAGGUUCUCCCUAUCCCAGUUUCCCCAGUUUUCCCCAUCCCAGUCCCCCCAGGUUUCCCUAUCCCAGUUUCCCCAGUUUUCCCUAUCCCAGUCCCCCCAGGUUUCCCUAUCCCAGUUUCCCCAGUUUUCCCUAUCCCAGUCCCCCCAGGUUUCCCUAUCCCAGUCC
Molecule: messenger RNA, 1004 nt
Organism: Passer domesticus (house sparrow)
Lineage: Eukaryota; Metazoa; Chordata; Aves; Passeriformes; Passeridae
Gene: MSRB1
Product: methionine sulfoxide reductase B1
Exons: 4
Biological process (GO): protein repair
Cellular component (GO): nucleus
Molecular function (GO): L-methionine (R)-S-oxide reductase activity; peptide-methionine (R)-S-oxide reductase activity
Source: RefSeq, a predicted model, not a curated record